Cyphellophora europaea CBS 101466 is the source of this 1854-nucleotide messenger RNA. RefSeq lists its product as uncharacterized. Gene Ontology annotation, biological process: regulation of alternative mRNA splicing, via spliceosome; mRNA splicing, via spliceosome. The transcript has 2 exons. Gene Ontology annotation, molecular function: mRNA binding; N6-methyladenosine-containing RNA reader activity. The record is from RefSeq and is a predicted model, not a curated record. Lineage: Eukaryota; Fungi; Ascomycota; Eurotiomycetes; Chaetothyriales; Cyphellophoraceae. Gene Ontology annotation, cellular component: nucleoplasm. The coding region runs from base 1 to 1854 and encodes 617 amino acids.
AUGGAAUUCGAAACAUAUUACCAAGCUCAAAUGCCCGAUGCGAGCAUAUCUCCUAAUGCACAAGCCAUGGAUAUGCGCUCGAUGGCAGGCGCUUUACCUGACUUGUCUUCGCGAAACUAUCCACAACACUCGUUCCAGCAGAUGGCGAUACCGAGCGGUCACCAUCAAGCUGCGAUGUAUCAACACUAUGCGCAGGGUCCACAGUUUGCAGGUCAAGCUGGGGGCGCUUUCAAUUUGCACUCAGCUCAGCAGUACCAGCCGCAAUAUUCACAAUCCCAGCACCAACGGCAUGGCAAUUUUUCAGGCUUUGUUGGUGGACCGAAUCAACCACCGUCUUUCCUAAGCCCGGGCCUCCCCAUAUCGCAAGGAAUGGCCCAGAACGUUCAAGGUCACCAUCACAUGCAACAAUUCUUGCAUCCCCAGUCUUCGCCUCAGUAUGGAACUGGUUACAAUACCAGGGCUUAUCAGCAGCCUCUCCGAGUGGCGAGUUCGCUACCAGCUGGUUCUGGAAUGUACCAAAAUACAUCACCGAACAGUUUGUUACCUCCCAGCCUCAUUCGGCCGUUACUGACAGUUACAGCCGUCACUCGAACCAGCUCCAACUCUUCUAUGCAUGCUGCCUCGUCUUCUGUCCUUCGGGGACCGCCUCGCAAACCUAAACAGUCAGGACACGCGCUCUGGGUUGGCAAUUUACCCCCAGGUACUCACAUCCUAGACUUGAAAGACCACUUUUCACGUGACGCAACGAAAGACAUCGAAAGCGUUUUCCUCAUCUCCAAAAGUAACUGUGCUUUUGUCAAUUACAAGACCGAAGAGAGCUGCCAGGCUGCGAUGAGUCGCUUCCACGACUCGCGCUUUCAGAAUGUGCGACUAGUCUGCAGGCUCCGACGGGGCAGCAGCUCGUCAGCACCGCCCACGCCUCAAACAUCUAUGCCUCCUGAAUCAUCCUCGUCCGAAUUCGCGACAAGCGAACAAGAAACGACAGUCGAGAGCACGACGAGUGGGGCAUACUCCUCCGAGCAACCACAAGAGAAGGUCAAAGAAAAGUACUUUGUUGUCAAAAGUUUGACCAUCGAAGAUCUUGAGAGGAGUGUCCACAGCGGGGUGUGGGCGACUCAGGCACACAAUGAGGUCGCUCUGACCAAAGCUUAUGAGACAGCUGAGAAUGUUUACCUGAUAUUUUCUGCCAACAAAUCUGGCGAAUACUUUGGCUACGCGCGCAUGGAGUCAGUAAUUGGUGACGAAGAGGCAGCCGCCAAAACGGAAAUCCCGCCUCCGUCGGCGAACCCACAACCCAUCGAUUCGAGCUUGGUAGAUGUUCCCGUCAAUAUACCGACUCCAGCCACGGCAACAGCUCCCAGUGGACGUAUUAUUGAUGAUUCAUCACGCGGCACUAUUUUCUGGGAAGCUGACAGCAUCGAAGAAGAUGUUGCGAGGACUGACGGCGAAGAGCACUCCGGCAAUGUCUCAUCUGGUGAGGCGGGCUAUGAAUCAGCCGUGUCGGGUGCACCAAGCGCCAGCCCUGGCUCAGCGACGCCACAAAGUUUUGGCAAACCGUUCAAGAUUACGUGGGUCUCAACCGACAAGCUCCCGUUCUAUCGGACUCGUGGCUUGCGGAACCCGUGGAACGCAAAUCGAGAGGUGAAGAUCGCGAGAGAUGGCACGGAGAUCGAGCCGAGUGUUGGAAGGAGACUGGUUGGACUUUUUGGCCAGCCUUUUCAAGCCCCAAUGCCGCAGCAGGGCGCUGGAAGAGCAAUGCCACCACCGCCGCACAUGGGGCCUGGGAUGGGAGGAGGAUUCAUGGGUCAGGCUCAUGGGGGGAUCAUGCCACCAGGGUAUGGAAGGGGAUACUGA